AUGCCUAAUGUUAUUCGAGACAUUCGUACCGUGGAUACGGAGUCUUUCCCCUACAUUUUUGAACGGGACGUCUCAAUUCAGCUCAAAAGCAACGACCAGACUGUCGCGAGAGCCAAUGUGUACCGCCCCCGGAAUAUCGAACGCGCUCCUGUCUUGGUCACCUACGGUCCGUAUGGCAAGGAUAUUCCCUAUGAAGACUUCUUGAAGCAUUCAUUCGACGAGAUUAACCCGAAACACAAAUCUGCUCACUCUUCAUUUGAGACUCCCGAUCCUGGCUUCUGGACCAACGAAGGAUAUGCUGUCCUUCGGGUCGACGAGGUAGGCUUGGGCCAGUCGCCAGGCCUCUUAGACACUAUGUCGCAAAACACCACGGAUGCCUUUUAUGAAGUUAUUGAGUGGGCAGCGGAACAACCCUGGUCUAAUGGCAAGGUUGGCCUGAUAGGUAUCAGCUAUUUUGCCGGAACCCAAUGGCGCGUUGCUUCUCGCCGACCCAGAGGCCUAGCUUGUAUUGUCCCAUAUGAGGGCAUGGCUGAUUACUACCGCGACCGUAGUCGUCAGGGUGGAAUCGCGGCCAUGCGGUUCCUCGAAUUCUGGUUCAACAGACAGUGUAAGAGUAACCAAUAUGGCUUGCCCGGAAAGGCCAGUAGGAAAUGGGGCCCUGAUACUAUUGAGGGCGACCUGAGCGAGGAGGAGCUGCUUGCUAAUCGACGGGACCAAGCUGAGGAUAAUGCCGCUCAUCUCUUCCGCGAUGAUCCGUAUUACGCUUCCAGGGAGUACAAUCUCGAGGAUAUCGAGGUACCUAUCCUAUCCGUCGGUAACUGGGGCAAUACCGCUGUCCAUCUGCGUGGCAACAUUCUUGGUUACCUAUUCGCCGGGUCGCGGUACAAGUUCCUCAGAUUAGGCGUAGGCCGUCACGAUUUGCCGUUUUAUGAAGACGAAGAGGUAAACAAGCAAAAGAGUUUCCUCAGUGCUUUCCUCAAAGGCGAUGAUUACGCAGGCUGGACAACGGGCCAACAACCACCAAUCGACUUGGUAGUUCGCAAGGGCAACGUUGGUUAUAACGACCCCGAGGCUGAGAAGGCUGGAUACACACGACGCACCGAGAACGAGUGGCCAUUAGCUCGGACCAGGUACACAAAUUACUACCUCCACAGAGACGGGACCAUGUCAACUGAGUCUGAAGCUACCCAAGUCGAACAGCCUGUUGGUCGCCUGUCGUAUGAGGCCCUCGGUACCCCUGAAGAUCCGCGGUUCGUCGAAUUCAGCACGUCCCCCUUCGCGAAGGAGACCGAGAUCACCGGACAUAUUGUUGCUCACCUCAACGUCUCGGCCACACCUCAUCUGGGCAAGUCGGCUCCACGAGAUAUUGACCUGUUCCUGACCCUGCGUCACUUGGAUGCUGAUAACAAGGAGAUCUUUUACACGGGUACCAUUGGAAACCCUGUUCCUCUCGUGAAAGGUUGGCAGCGUGUUAGUCUCCGCAAGAUCAACACGGCGCACCGUCGUCAUCGCGAAUGGCUCCCCCAUCGGGACUAUUUCUCGACCGACGUCCAGCCUGUCAUUCCUGGCGAGGUAUAUGGUGUCGACGUCGAGGUAUGGCCCACAAACGUGGUUGUUGAACCUGGUUCGCGCCUCGUCCUCGAGGUUGCCAGUGGUGAUACACCUGGUGUUGGCAUAUUUGUUCACGAUGGAGCCGAAAGGACUGAGGAGCGGUUUGGAGGAAUGAAUCACAUUCAUUUUGCACCACAUUACCAGAACUAUGUUACUUUACCUAUUGUUUAA
Molecule: messenger RNA, 1782 nt
Organism: Fusarium proliferatum ET1
Lineage: Eukaryota; Fungi; Ascomycota; Sordariomycetes; Hypocreales; Nectriaceae
Product: putative hydrolase, CocE/NonD family
Exons: 3
Coding region: 1-1782 (593 amino acids)
Molecular function (GO): dipeptidyl-peptidase activity
Source: RefSeq, a predicted model, not a curated record